UCCCCUAGCUCGCUCGCCUAUCCUCUCCAGCUCCCCAGCCACACAGAGAAAGAGCGUCUAAGCUCCAGCUAGCUUGCAAUGGCCGCCGCACUGAGCCUCCGCGCGCCCUUCUCCCUGCGCGCCGUCGCGCCACCGGCGCCCCGCGUGGCCCUCGCGCCCGCGGCCCUCAGCCUCGCCGCCGCCAAGCAGGUGCGGGGAGCCAGGCUCCGCGCGCAGGCGACGUACAAGGUGAAGCUGGUGACGCCCGAGGGCGAGGUGGAGCUGGAGGUCCCCGACGACGUCUACAUCCUCGACCAGGCCGAGGAGGAGGGGAUCGACCUGCCCUACUCUUGCCGCGCCGGCUCCUGCUCCUCCUGCGCCGGCAAGUUGGUGUCCGGCGAGAUCGACCAGUCCGACCAGAGCUUCCUCGACGACGACCAGAUGGAGGCAGGGUGGGUGCUCACCUGCCACGCCUACCCCAAGUCCGACAUCGUCAUCGAGACCCACAAGGAGGAGGAGCUCACCGCAUAAGCUGCCAUACCUAUCUCUCUUUGCAAGAGGAUCGAGCUGAUAUCAUAUUAUCUCCUACAGUAUCAUGCAUGCAUGGACAUCGCCAGAUCGAUACACCGAUUGUUUUGUGCUCGAAUGAAUUGCUCGAUGCAUGGUUUGCUCAAGUAAUAUUGUCUUCGAAUUACUACCUUUUUGUACCGUAAGAUAUACGUACUACUGUCGUAAUACUAGCGUGUACCUUGUACGUAACUCGACGUACUGAAAUGAAUCCUGAUGGCUGAGGCGUCUCUCUGAUUAAUAGUAAUAUCUUCUUUUUAAUUGA
This is a messenger RNA of Triticum dicoccoides, 811 nucleotides long. RefSeq names its product ferredoxin, chloroplastic. Gene Ontology annotation, cellular component: chloroplast stroma. The transcript has a single exon. Bases 79 to 510 code for a protein of 143 amino acids. Gene Ontology annotation, molecular function: electron transfer activity; 2 iron, 2 sulfur cluster binding. Lineage: Eukaryota; Viridiplantae; Streptophyta; Magnoliopsida; Poales; Poaceae. Gene Ontology annotation, biological process: electron transport chain. The record is from RefSeq and is a predicted model, not a curated record.